UACACCGUGCUAAUGAAGCAGCGCAAACAUAUUCACCAAUGAAGAUGUUCAAGUACGUGGAAAAUAAUGCGCGUCUAAAAGCUGUUCAAGACCCAGGUGAAAGACAAAGGCUCAUUGACAUGGAAAAAUAUCCACACUACGAGGCUUUUAUGUAUGGUGCUGAAAUGAUUAGACCAGGUGAUCUAGUACGAUUAGUACCUGAAAACUCCAUGGAUCUCGACACCGAACCGGAAUAUCCCGAGUUUCUCGAAAUUCGAACCAUUUAUCGGCAUCCAGAAAAAGGAAUGCAGUUUACAGGCAACAUUUUGCAACGUGGAGAACUUUUAAAUAAAACUGGUCCAGUAAAAUUAGAAGAUUAUAAAUGGUGGAUUUCACAUGACAUUGCUGAAGAAUAUACCAUAGAUCUUGAAGAUAUUGCAGGUCGCUUUUAUUUAAUGAUGCCACACUUAACAGCUCGCACUACAGCUCGUGUUUUCAAAAAGUUAAAUGAUCGGAUGGAAAUUAUUGAAGCUGGAUCAGAAUUAGAAAAGUCACAAGAAAUUUCUUCGAAUAUCGUUCCUCCCAAAAGAAACAUGGCUAAAUUGAGUACACGUAUUGACAAUUCUGAUGAAUCAGCCUCCCCACAAAAAAGGCAAAAGAAAUAUAUUGUCAAAAUUCCAAAAAAGAAUAGUGUUAAAAAACCAAAGAAAAACAAGGAAUUAACAA
Molecule: messenger RNA, 705 nt
Organism: Dentiscutata erythropus
Lineage: Eukaryota; Fungi; Glomeromycota; Glomeromycetes; Diversisporales; Gigasporaceae
Source: the annotation of a GenBank genome assembly